Messenger RNA from Populus nigra (black poplar), 1720 nucleotides. Its product is annotated as probable glycosyltransferase At5g03795. The coding region runs from base 101 to 1519 and encodes 472 amino acids. Gene Ontology annotation, molecular function: glycosyltransferase activity. The record is from RefSeq and is a predicted model, not a curated record. The transcript is spliced from 3 exons. Lineage: Eukaryota; Viridiplantae; Streptophyta; Magnoliopsida; Malpighiales; Salicaceae.
CGUCAAAACUCAAACGACCAACAACGCUAGGUAGGUCCCCUCCAAAGAGUGUCCAAAAAGGACCAAGAUACUUUCUUUCUCCUCACUGACAUCUCUUGCCAUGGCAAACACCACAUGGCUUCUCUACUACUUAACUCGCCGCCGAUUCUCACCUUCUUUCCGGUCAUUCUUCUUCAUCCCCACAUCCUUAGCUCUUUUUACUUCUCUCUUCAUUCUCUUUUACAUUUCCACUACCUCCACUCUCUUCUUUUCCAAUCAACAGCCAUCCAUACCUCACCUAAACCAACCACUUUUAUCUGGCUCAUCAUCCACGGCUCAAAUUAACAUCAGCAAUAAUACUCAAAGCCCUAUUGUUCAUGUCUCCAAUUUCAAUCGCUUGAAUGAGAAUGACAGAGAUGGGAGGGAAAGUCAACGGUCUUUACGGCCUCAAUUUGGCUCCUCUGAUGGAAUCUAUGUGAACAACGAGCUGUUCCAUGAUAAAGAUAUCUUUCUGGAAGACUAUAAACAAAUGAAUAGGAGCUUUAAGAUAUAUGUUUAUCCUCACAGGCGAAAUGACCCGUUUGCAAAUGUACUUUUGCCGGUUGAUUUUGAACCUGGGGGCAAUUAUGCCAGUGAAAGUUACUUUAAGAAGGCUCUUAUGGAAAGUCAUUUCAUCACAAAAGAUCCAGCGAAGGCAGACCUUUUCUUUCUUCCCUUCUCAAUUACAAGGUUGCGGCAUGACCCUAGAGUUGGUGUAGGAGGUAUCCAAGAUUUCAUCAGAGAUUACAUCUUAAAUAUAAGUCGGAAGUACCCAUUUUGGAAUAGGACAGGUGGAGCUGAUCAUUUCUAUGCUGCUUGUCAUUCCAUUGGGCGGUCAGCAAUGGAGAAGUCAGAGGAAGUAAAAUUUAAUGCCAUUCAAGUGGUCUGCUCUUCAAGCUACUUCCUUUCUGGAUACAUUGCUCACAAAGAUGUCUCCCUGCCACAGAUUUGGCCUAGACGAGGAGAUCCUCCUAAUCUUGCAUCGUCAAAAAGGAAGAAACUUGCUUUCUUUGCUGGAUCAAUCAACUCCCCAGUCCGUGAAAGGCUUCUUCAUUCUUGGAGAAAUGACUCUGAAAUCUUUGCCCACUUUGGUCGGCUCACAACACCUUAUGCUGAUGAGCUACUUGGAAGCAAAUUCUGCCUCCAUGUCAAAGGCUUUGAAGUAAACACAGCUCGUAUUGGAGACUCACUAUAUUAUGGUUGUGUUCCAGUUAUCAUUGCCAACCACUAUGAUCUUCCAUUUGCAGACAUUCUGAAUUGGAAGAGCUUCUCAGUUGUUGUUGCCACUUUAGAUAUUCCAUUACUUAAGAAAAUUCUUAAAGGAAUAAGUUCUGACCAAUAUCUGAUGUUUCAAAAAAAGGUACUAGAGGUGCGAAAACAUUUCCAGUGGCACUGCCCUCCAGUUGAUUACGAUGCGUUUUACAUGGUGAUGUAUGAACUAUGGCUUCGACGGACUUCUGUGAGGGUCUCAUUGCCAGUGUCUAAGAACCCUAAUCAUUGAUCAAACAUUUCUUUGACAGUGAUUCAGCAGCUCCCAUGGCAUUGAGAAUUUGUAUACAUGUCCAAUUUCUUUAAUUGCUAGAGAAGCUUGCAUGAUUUUUCAUGACUUCCUGCAAAAUUCUUAGCAUAUUUCAUAAUGUAUAAAAGAAUCCCUUGUAUCGUACCGCAUCUGCUCUUUCAAAAUUCAACCUGCAUUUGUAUA